AUGAUCGGUGCGCUUGUUCGAUCAAACCGCCGAGUUCGUAUUGGGUUGCCUUUCGGAUACUUUGUAGCAGUUUUUGGCGCUCUAUGGAGAGUACAUCAAGCUGCCUUAGCGCUAGGUUAUACCCUAAUUGGCUUGGUGGAGUCCCUCGCUGCUGCUGCAGUGCUCCUCCGCUUCAUUAAAAACCGGCCGUACCAGUUUGACAUCCCUCGGGCAGCAGUGGUCUUCACAGUGCUGAGUCCCCUCGUAUGUAGCCUGGCUUCCCUGACUAGAUCAUGGUUGAAGCAACAGUUCGAUCCUGAGCAAAAUAUAUUUAACAAUAUCCGACAAGAUUUUCCGAUCGAUUGGUUUGGAAUAGCGGUUCUUGCUCCUUUAGCCGCUUGUUUGAACAUGGAUCAAGUGCAGGCAUUUCAUUACCGUGGAUCUUCCCGACGAAUAGAAGUGAUUGGCGCUACGCUGGCCUUUACGACUUCCUGCAUUCUCCCAGAGGUAUUCGCAAAGACAAUGUCGGACCUAGGAGUUGUCGUGGAAUGUUCCGUCUUUACGAGUUUCCCGUUGAUGCUGUGCGCAGGGGUCAUCUUUGGCAUACCUGGCCUGUGUUCAACAGCGCUGGCGGCAAUGAUAGCGCUGUCAACUUCUAGUACUUACAUUUUCAAUGACCGAGACAUGGACGAUUCAUCUUCGUCGCCACCACCACCUCCUCCCGGCAUUCCCUUAGGCCCGCCUCCCGGUAGCCCGACGUUCCACAUGCAGCCGUUGCAGCGAAUACGUUUCUGGUACGCAAUGCUGAUUCUCGCUGCUCUCUACGUCGUCGCUGUGGUGGCGGAAAAUCAACGAGUGAUCAGGUCAGUAGAGAAGCUAGUGGAUCAGCGGACAGGCGAAUUGCAAGAAGCACUGGAAUGUGCCGCAAAGCUGCGUGAUACUGAACAGCAGACUAGUAAACUCAAAUCAGCCUUCCUCGCUUUUCUCUGUCAUGAGCUGCGUAAUCCGCUCCAUGCAAUCCUGAAUAUGAGUUCAUUUCUCCUUGAGACGGUUUCAACUUCUGGUAUCAAGGAACAAGACAACAAGGACGGCGAUGAUGUCGAUGUCGAGCGUUCAGCCCAGGCAGUCAAAUUAGCUUCUGAAUACAUGCUGAGUCUCGUCAAUGAUACUCUUGAUUUGGGACGCUGCGAGAAAGGCGACUUUCAUUUUCACAGUCUACCUGUGGACGUCCGACGUUUGCUAAAUGACACCUUUACAUGGGCAAGUGAACUUGUAAGGCAGCAUGCCAUCAACUUUGUGACGAUCGUGGAUGAGAGCGUUCCAAAAUGCAUUUUGGUCGAUCCAGUUAGAACACAACAGGUCCUGAAUAAUAUGAUAAGCCAUGCUUACAAGUUUGCACCGUCUUAUUCUCGCAUCACUGUACACGUAUCCGCGAACCCGAUACCAAACGCAGAAGACAAAACGCAAUUAUCAAUGAGUGUGUCUGAUACAGGCCCCGGAAUGACUGCCGCCGAGCUCGAUCUCCUCUUCCGGCCGUACGCGCUUCAUCCAGCUGGAGCAAGAGAAUAUGGAGGGAGCGGGCUUGGAUUGGCGAUCACGAACGAAAUCUCCAGACUCAUGGGGGGUAACAUCCAUGUCAGUACUGUACUCGGGCAAGGAACAACCUUGAGGUUCACGUUACCGGUCACGGUCGUUGAUGAGGUACUGGAGGACGGAAGUGCCAUUCAGGGAAGCUCAGAUCUGAGGUUUGAAGCACUCACAAAACAGGUCAUGAAUGAACCGCUUGUAGCAAAAGCACUAGAGAUUUCGACAAACAUAGGUAGACAGAUGGACAGAAGGAGGAGUAGCUCGUUACUGCAUGUUGACCCAAGUAGACAUGCCGAUCCAUCUGCAUCUCGACCACAUAAUGGAUGGGUCGCACCAAUGGGACACACCGGAACGCCCAAUGCACCCAAGAUUUCCAGAACAUGUAUAGAUGUACCAGAGAUAUCCGAUCCAACUCAAAUAUCCACCUCGAACGGGCUUAAUAUUUCACCUCCACCUGUCAAGUCGGCAUGGGAGCAUCCCGAAUAUCCUAAUAGUAGCUAUGAGACGGUCAAAGAAGCCAUCAUGGUUGUGGACGACUCGGGGAUCAACCGCCGAAUAUUGUGCCGCCAUCUGUCUAAAUUAACUGACCUGCCCAUCCAUCAAGCUGCUGAUGGGCAAGAAGCAAUAGAAAUGUACGAAGCAGAGAAGACCACCCGAUACGCUAUCAUUUUUAUGGAUUUGAUGAUGCCACAGGUGGAUGGUCACGAAGCAACGCGCUCUAUUCGAAGCAUGGGCUGCCAGGCGCCCAUCGUUGCAACAACAGCCUCCGUGGUACCUGGCGAGGAGGCCAAAGCUUUGACCCAGUUGCGUCAAUGCGGCAUGUCGCAUGCGCUGCCGAAGCCCUUUACCAAAGAACAGAUCGAAAGCAUAUUGAAGAGUUAUGGUAUUCGCAAACUCGAUACUACAUCGAACGGAAUCAAGAUUGAUGCUGAAGGAAGUCAACAUCAACAGCGGGUUGCUGAGGUUAAGGAAAAUGAUGGGAGACUUACCGCUACAGCGGCGAUUCAAGUCAUUGAACCAAGUGCAAACGGUGGCAUGAACGGUCGUCAGCUUGAUCCAUCAAUUGAUACACUCUACCCGGGGGCGAAUCACACGAUUAGCGCCUUGAAGCCAAGCCCUCUUUCGACACCUUCCAGCUCAAUGUCCAAUCUUUCAAUUCCACACAGUCUACUCGGAGGAUCACAAUUUAAGGACAUAUAUGUUGAUCCGCCCGAUAGUGGUAGGAUACCACCGACUAUCAGAGAAUUACAGAGCGAUACGAUACCUUCGGGACGAAAAUUAGUUCUGGUUGUGGAUGAUUCUAGUGUCAGUAGGGAUAUUCUAUCAAAGAUGCUAGAAAGCUUUGGUUACGAAGUGCAUGAAGCAACGAAUGGAUUUGAAGCUUUGCAGAGAUGUUACUGGGCGAGCUACGUUCUCAUACUAAUGGACCUUGAAAUGCCAGGAAUGGGUGGCCAGGAAGCUUCUGCCCGGAUCCGGACAGCAGGCUUCACACAUCCAAUUGUGGUAACCACUGCUCAUUUAGCACAGGUUGAGUCUCCCGCGGCCUUGCAUCGUGUGGGAGUUACUGAGGCACUAUCCAAGCCGAUAUCAAGAGCCAUGCUUCUAGACGUGCUUGAGCGAUAUGGCCUACCCCCAAUUGUACAGGACAUGGACGGUUCACGACCCGCAUGUGAAGAGAAGUCAUAGAGGAUACCGCUCGUGGUCAACUGAAUCUUCUACAUGCUCAUCAGAGUGUGUCAUCACCCGAAAGCUGUCUGACCAUAAAGAAAGGUCGGCGGUGGUAUUUCAAUCGAGUGGUUUUUAUAUAAACGCCAUGUAUAUGAUCAUGUUGGGAUUUUAUAAAUCGAAUGUUAAAUGAUGAUGGACAAUAGAGUUUUGUAAUGAUCCUUUCAGAUACUUCCUGGAACGCUUUCCGUUCUUCCCUUGCCGAGAUACAAAAUGCCACUUCAAUCCGUUCAGGCUGUCGUUGAGAUCCGUUCAGGCG
Messenger RNA from Spizellomyces punctatus DAOM BR117, 3550 nucleotides. RefSeq lists its product as uncharacterized. Gene Ontology annotation, molecular function: phosphorelay sensor kinase activity. The record is from RefSeq and is a predicted model, not a curated record. Gene Ontology annotation, biological process: phosphorylation; phosphorelay signal transduction system. Bases 1 to 3252 code for a protein of 1083 amino acids. NCBI's taxonomy places the organism in Eukaryota, Fungi, Chytridiomycota, Chytridiomycetes, Spizellomycetales, Spizellomycetaceae. The transcript is spliced from 7 exons.